AGCCGGCCAGCCCGCCCGGCGCCCGCGAUGGGGAACGAGGCGAGCUACCCGACAGAGAUGGGCUGCCACUUCGACCACGACGAGAUCAAGCGGCUGGGCAAGCGGUUCAAGAAGCUGGACGUGAACUCCUCGGGCGCCCUGAGCGCCAACGAGCUGCUGUCGCUGCCAGAGCUGUGGCACAACCCGCUGGCGAAGCGGGUGUUCGAGGUGUUCGACGCAGACGGCGACGGCCAGGUGGACUUCGAGGAGUUCGUGGCGGGCACCUCCCAGUUCAGCAUCCGCAGCGACGAGGAGCAGAAGCUGCGCUUCGCCUUCAACAUCUACGACAUGGACAAGGACGGCUACAUCUCCAACGGGGAGCUGUUCCAGGUGCUGAAGAUGAUGGUGGGCAACAACCUCAAGGACUGGGAGCUGCAGCAGGUGGUGGACAAGAGCAUCAUCAUCCUGGACACGGACGGCGAUGGCAGGCUCUCGUACGAGGAGUUCCGCGCCGCCGUGAGCAGCCUGGAGGUCCACAAGCAGCUGGUGGUGCAGGUGUGAGCUUUCGGGGGGAAGAGCGCCGCCCAGCGGUGACCUUGAGGUCUCUAUCUCUUUCAAGGUCAGCUCAAGACUGCCCAGCCGCCACCACGGUCUUUCUGAUUCCCUUGGAAGUGUCUCAAUUUGUAAAGCCACAUUUUUUUUUACACCAACCUCAUAACCAACUCAGUGUCAUUAACUCUUCUCAUUUUGAUUUGGGGGGAACACCUGAAGGAGCCUGGUGGGGAAGGAGGAGGAAAUGGCUCUUAUAUACAUAUAUAUGUCUUUGUCUUUGUUUUGAUUUGAAGACCAAAUUAUAAAGAGUGGAGAUGAACUUUAAAAGUU
Molecule: messenger RNA, 861 nt
Organism: Pipistrellus kuhlii (Kuhl's pipistrelle)
Lineage: Eukaryota; Metazoa; Chordata; Mammalia; Chiroptera; Vespertilionidae
Gene: PPP3R2
Product: protein phosphatase 3 regulatory subunit B, beta
Exons: 1
Coding region: 28-540 (170 amino acids)
Molecular function (GO): calcium ion binding; calcium-dependent protein serine/threonine phosphatase regulator activity
Source: RefSeq, a predicted model, not a curated record